AGGAUGAUGGAACCAUUCUUACAACACUGGGUGGGGUUUAGAAGCACAGAUAUAAAUACCCCCCACCCCCAGACCAGCCAUUACACUGGGAAGCUGAACAAUGCAGCCCCGAUCGUUGGACCUCGCUUUGCUCCUUGUGUUCUGCUUGGCUCCUGUUAUCGCCUUCCAACCGCCUCUCAACAAGAAUCACCUGAAUAGUUGUCAAGAUUCCAGCUUUAAAACCUGCUUCCCUCUGGACUGCAAGGAUGUGUAUGACAGCGAGUUUACCGCAGACGGCGUAUAUCUGAUCUUCCCCAAUGGACGGUAUUCAGCUCCAGUCCCGGUAUACUGCGACAUGACCAGUGCAAAUGGACCAUGGACAGUGUUUCAGAAGAGGUUUGAUGGAAGUGAGGAUUUUAACCGAGGCUGGGAGGACUACAAGGCCGGAUUUGGACAAGCCGACUCUGAGUAUUGGUUGGGUCUGGAGAACAUCUACCAACUCACCCUGCGGAGGUCCUACCGCCUGCGCAUCGACCUCACAGAUUACGACAAUGACGCCCGUUUUGUGACCUACAAUACCUUUUCCCUCUCACCUCUCGCCAUCUCCGGAGUGGAAAAAAGCUACAAACUGUAUAUUGAUGGGUUUAAAGAAGGAGAUUCAUCCAGACCAGCUGGCGACUCACUCAGGGACCACAAUGGCAUGGCGUUCUCCACCCACGACAGAGACAGAGAUACUUGGCCUGGAAACUGUGCCAGUGUGACGAAAGGAGCAUUCUGGUACUACGGAUGCACCAGCACCAACCUCAACGGUUUAUAUUCCAAAGACCCCACCUGCCUGACCAGAUUCCAGUAUUGUAUGAUGACCUGGUUGUCAUGGAGAAGUUCCUCACAACACCCCUUGAAGGCCGCCCAGAUGAAGAUCGCUGUGAAUUAGUGAAUUUCUGCUGACCUCCACAUUCCUACUACAAGAAAUAAAAAAUGAUCAGUGUAACGGACCUAUGAACCAUUCUGCCUACAGAGGACUGCAUGACUUGUAUUCUG
Messenger RNA from Rana temporaria (common frog), 1020 nucleotides. Its product is annotated as microfibril-associated glycoprotein 4-like. The transcript is spliced from 6 exons. Lineage: Eukaryota; Metazoa; Chordata; Amphibia; Anura; Ranidae. Gene Ontology annotation, biological process: elastic fiber assembly. The record is from RefSeq and is a predicted model, not a curated record. The coding region runs from base 101 to 913 and encodes 270 amino acids.